This is a messenger RNA of Acytostelium subglobosum LB1, 2679 nucleotides long. RefSeq lists its product as hypothetical. Lineage: Eukaryota; Evosea; Eumycetozoa; Acytosteliales; Acytosteliaceae. The record is from RefSeq and is a predicted model, not a curated record. The transcript has 2 exons. Gene Ontology annotation, molecular function: dol-P-Man:Man(5)GlcNAc(2)-PP-Dol alpha-1,3-mannosyltransferase activity. Bases 1 to 2679 code for a protein of 892 amino acids. Gene Ontology annotation, cellular component: endoplasmic reticulum.
AUGGAUAAUACUGCAAAGUUCUAUCGUGUGUUGAUGUACCCUAAUCUGUAUCCUGAUUGGACUCAUCUAUAUUAUGGAGAACUAUACUUGCGUGGUCAUCCAUUGUCUUCACUCAAUAAUGGUGAUGAUGCCAGCGGUGAUGUAUACACCACUCAAUGUAUAUUGGCACCAGGUAGUAAUGGUCAUGGUCAACUGGUAGUCUUGUCAGUUGCAUUGGAUGGCGAACAAGUUAGAAGAACAUAUAUCGAUACGUAUCAGUUUGAGGAGAUGUCCAAGUCUGUCUAUGGCAUUGAUAAUCGACGUCCCCUGCUGUCUACCAUCCGAGGUAGUUCAAUCAAUAACCUCAUGGACAGGACUGCAUUCAAGAUGGUCUACCCCCAGGACGACUACAAUGAGAUAUGGUGGCAUGCCGGAACACUAAACCAGAGCGUGCACUUCACCUCAAAGGUGAUCGAUCACACAAACACUCAAAUGACGGAUGGAGGUCUGCUGAGCAAGAUGGUCGUCUCACCAGAUGGAAAGACUCUUGUGUACGCCACAACUCACUCAAUGUAUAUACAACGCAUUGGCCAUGAGUGGGCACACAUUGUCCAUGAACCAACAUCAAGUUUGAUCAAGGAUAUCACAUUUACAUCGUCAAGUGAUCGAUUCAUUAUCGUCUCUGCCAACGAUACAUCGUCCAAGCUCAUGCUUUACUCGCACGUUGGCGAGGGUCAGUGGCAGUCACAGGUCAUACACAUGCUACAACAACCAAUGUUGGUGUCUGCAUAUGUUGGAAGAGGAGGCUCUGGCAACGUGCCAAUAAUCAUCUCUGUUAUGGAUGAUAAGAAUACGGCGCACAUCUGCAAGAUAGUUGUGACAAGUCCAACCAUGGGUGCACGACUGCAAGUCCGUCAGUCAUUCCCCAAGAUCGAUGCGGGCGAUGCCGAUAACACACCACUCAUGCAUUUCUCCUCCAGCGGACUUCUCUUUGUCGUCCAAUACCCAAGUAGAAAUGAGUUGAUCGUGUACCGCAGGAAGGGCUACGAAUUUUCAUUCCACAGCGCAAUUGACCUGGCGCCAGGUGAGCGCGCUCACGCCGUCGACAUAUUCAAUUUCAGGCACUUCUACAUCCUGUUGAGCACAGGUGGUCACUUGAACUUCUAUCAAGAGAUCGCGCCCACUGUGCCCAAGAUGGAGGACGCCGCGCGCCAGAACAGCUUCUACCUCCCACCACCCCUGACACCCCUACACGCCGACCCUGCCGACCCUACCGACCCGGCCAUUCUGCUCGAAUUUAAAGGACUACCCUUCACUCUCAAUCCGAGUGGACUGUCCCUCACCAUUAUGUUGCUCAUUGGGGCGAUACUUGUCAACAUUGGCGUGGUCAUCCGCCUGACACACAGUGCAGAGUCAUGGCUCAUCAGCAAGGCCUUGUCGCGUCUCCAGUGGCUGAUGACGCCCGCCUUUUACAUUGGCGUCGUGGCCAUCUUUGGCCUAUCACUGUUUGAAAUAGUCUAUCAAUCGGCAUUCACCAAUGACUGGCCUGCGCACAUCCAUCACGUGGAGCAAUGGCUCAAUGCCCCCUCUGCCCAGAAAUCCUUGGACUUUGACUACUCCCACUUCAUGCACUACCACGGCCCAUGUACCUACCCCGCCGGAUUCAUGUACCUAUACACGCUGCUCUACUACAUCACUGGACAUGGCUCGCUCCAAGUGUUCCAGCUCGUCUGGGCAGUGAUGGAGUCUGUCAACUUUGUUGUGAUCAAGAAGCUGUGCGAUCGACUCAACCUCCCAACCAUCUUGGCCAUAUUACCAAUAGCAUCAAACAGACUACAUCUAUAUAAUGUUCGCGUUGUCAUCAAUGACUUCCCAUCCACACUGCUACUACAUGUUGCACUACUUCUCAUCAUUGAUCGACGCUACAUAUCAUUCUCCAUCCUCUACUCAUUCGUUGUAUCACUCAAACUCAACUAUAUCUUCUAUGCACCUGCCAUCCUCCUCAUAUUCUUACGCACCAUGCCACUGAACAGUGUUAUAAUCAACCUCUCUCUUAUGGCCUUGGUCCAGAUAAUACUCGGACUGCCAUUCCUCAUGGCCAACCCUGUGGCAUAUAUAUCGAUCGCCUAUGACUUUAGCCGAACACUGUUGUGGGAGAAGACCAGGAACUACAAGUUUGUUGGCAGGAUAAUGUAUGACUCUGCGCCAUUCAAUAUGAUCCUAAUCAGUCUCCUCGUCGGAACGAUCAUCAUAUUCUUGUUUAGGAUGUGGCGAAGGAUAUCAACAACACAUCAACAACAAUCACGUGAUCGAGCCAUAGUGUUUGUGUUCCUGUUUGUUAACUUCCUGGCCAUAACAUUUGCACGUGGAUUGUAUACUCCAUUCCUAUGCUGGUACUUCUACACAUUCCCGAUCGUCCUAUACCUGGCCAACUAUCCCUAUGUCCAUAUCAUCCUGUUCUGGAUCGCCCAUGAGGUACUGUUCCGCUUCUUCAAGGACCUUGCCACAGAGAUGUACGGCACCUACAUCUACUUCCUCAUCAAUCUAUUCGUUGUCUUCAGUGUUGUCGUCCUUGGUCGAACCAACAUCAUCACAACAGCACAGGAGCCGACUCCUCAGCCACAGUCGCAACAGACACAGCCACAGCGACAGCGACCGACACAAACACAGACACAAAAGAAUAAGAAGAAGAAUGAAUAA